AUGGACGUGCGUGUUUGGUCCAUUUUCUCUGGCGAAUUAUUGACCAGAAUUGCUUUGGAAGCUGGCCCUGGUGUUACUGGAGCAGACAUCAAAAAAAUACUCUCUGACCAGCUGGGAAUCAAUAGGUUCAGACAAGUGUUGUAUUCGAAGGAUGGAACACAGAUUCUAAAUGGAGAAGUCUUAAACCAAAUUGAGCAUGAUGUGCAUUUGCUGGUCAAAGGAACCGGGCACGUUUUGUGCAACGAGUCCCAGCGAAGUCAAAUGGUUGAAGCUUGUUCGGCUAAUAAACUGCAGAUCCUGGAACUGCUAUUGUACGAGCAUCUUGAUCCAAACACUACAGACGCAUAUGGCAGAACCCUACUAGAAUUGGCAGCUGGCGGAGAUCAUCUGGACGUAGGCAAUCUUUUAUUGGAGGCUGGUGCUGAAGCAGAGACGAAAUCAGCCAUAAGCACUCCUCUUUUGACAGCCACCAGAAUGGGCAACACCGAAUUCGUGAACCUUCUGUUGCAUGCUAAUGCAAAUCCUAAUCGUUGCUACUGUGUUCGACCUGGAUUUCAAAAAUGUUGGACACCUUUGAUUUGUGCUGUUCGCCACGACGUGGAUUACGAUUACAGACAUGCAACUAUCGUUCCCAUGCUCAUUAAAGCGGGAGCAGACGUGAACUACAGCUGUGAUAGCAUGCCACCCUUGGUUGCUGCAGUCGAGCAGUCGAGUUAUCACAUCAUGUGGUACCUGCUUCAAGCUCAGGCAAAUCCGAAUGUCACGAAUCGCAAUUUGAAGCCAGUUUUGCAUAUUGCAGUCAAAAGAAACGAUCCUACUGCUGUGGAAAUGUUGCUUCAGAACUCUGCUGAUAUAGAAUUGAGAGAUGCUCAGAAUCGAUCAGCCGAGCAGCUUGCAGCCAGUGCUGCUUUGAGAGAAAUGCAAGCUUUUGAAAUGCUCAUUCGUGGUUACAAGAGAACUUUUCGUGACUUCAGUACUGCAGAGAACAAGGCGAGGAAAAGACGCGAUUGCAGUGCUUCGUCUAACCACAUGGAUGAUAUCAAUUCGGAUGACAAUCGUUCAGAGGAAGAUUGGAAAUCAGACAAUCCCGAAGAAGAUUUGCAGCAAAUCAGUGCCAAACACUACAUGACAGACGAACUUGCUUCCAGAUGGUACAGAAUGAUGUUGAAGACAGUCGAGCUUCUGACAGAUGAUUGUCUUGCAGUUCUGCCUUCUUACUUUGGAGGACCCAGACAAGCUCGUUUAUCUCGUGAGAUCGAAUUGACAUCUGUGGUUCAGAAGCUGCAAGAUUUGAGCUCCGACAUUGUCGACAUGUGCAACGAUAAAUUACUUUCAAAAAAACAGUCUGAGGCAUUGACUGAAAACAUCUUGAACGAGAUUCCGAUGCUUGGCCAACAAGUUUUUGACAUGAAGCUGGACGAAGAGAGAAAAGUCAACCCUCACAAUCCUGCGAAAACUGUGCAGAUCAGCAACAACAGGGUGGUGUAUUAUGAAAGUUUUCAUUUGCUGAUCAACCGCUACACGUACAACAAGAAUCAUGGAAUCUCUUUUCACGAUGACAUUAAAGAAGGAUAUGAUGUGGACAAAGAUCCCAUUACUUCUUUCUCCUGCCGACUCGGGUCUUUGCUGGUUAUCAUCUCCAGCAGAGCACCAGAGAAACAAGAGAAGACCGAGGGCAAACGUGCGUUUGUUGUGUAUCAGCCUCCGGGAACAAUUCUUGUGAUGGGCGGCAAGUUUCAGAGAGCUUACAAACAUGGUGUACCAAGUUUUCAGGAGAUCAAAGAGCUUCUUGCUUGUGCAGACGACUUGACUACUUGGGACGGUGUGAAACUAAAAUUGGAGUGGUUUUCGAAUUCGAAAGACUUGAUGCGACAGGAAGUUAGACGUAUUGACGCCUUGAAUCUGGUCAACGAGCAAGACGCACGUUGGAACGUCACAAUGCGAUGGGUGAGAAAUCAUUCACAGCCUUUCUGUCCUCUAAAUCCCCGACUCUUGGCAAAUAUCAGUCGACUGGAUGAAGAAAAUCAUCAGCGGAGGAAUCAGCUGAAGCAGCUGAAACUGUUGAACCCGGUAUUGCAGAAAAAAACUGCAGAGCCAAAGGCAAAGGCCGCUAGCCCUGCAUUUGCUUGGAACCCGCCCGGAGGAAACAGAGCUCGUCCAAGCAAAAGCGGAACACAGGAUGUGAAUCCGGGGAGGGAAACCGAGGAGAAAGAAUCGGAGAAAGAUUCAGAAAAGGAUUCAAAUGAGAUAUUUGACUUCGUUUCUAUUAUUUCUGAUGCCCUGGAGCUGCAGAUAUUAUCAGACGAUCAGAUGAUUGGCAUGGCAUUGUGUGCCAGCCAGCAAAUUCGCAAACAUCGUUUCUCCACAUUUCAGAAACAGUACAAUCUUGGUUACAAUUUGUACAACAAGAUUUCGGCAGCGAAUAUGAAAGUGAAAGAGGAUUUAGACCCGUUACUCGAGGCUGUAGAUCGGAAACUGAGGAGAUUGAAAAACUUGCAGAUGCUUAUUGAGCUUUUGUGGUUGGACAGCGAAGGUCAGGGCAAUUUCAUGAGCUGUACUACUCUGAACCAGCAGCACGAGUUCAACAAGUCAAAUGAUCAUCUGAAUCGGGUUGUGAUGUCCUUCUUUGACUUGAACGAAUGCUUGCCUGUGGACGGCUUUUUGAGCUGGGAUCACAUGAUUGAUGAAGGAUGGCUGGUGUUCAAUUUCGACACUUUACAGGACAAUCGAAAACCCAAAGCGGAGGUAACAAAAUCGAAGAAAGGUUCACCGGUCGUAGCUGAUGUCACAAUGACAGGGAUCGUCAAAGUGAGCCAAUUUGACAUCCUGUAUAUCAAGAGAGAAAAUAUUUUGCCAGAGCAAUUCCCUUUGCGAGUGACAUUUCUUGCUGAUGCAUCAAAGAAUGUUGCUGCAAAGUGCAAGGACAAGCAAUCUUUGAGCAGUCAGGAACAAUUGAAACUGUGGAUGCAACAGCUGAUGAACUUCGUCGCGGAAUUGGAGGAAGAAAAAGGUUUCAGUCCACUUUUAGAUCGAAAAGGAUUCAUGAAAACCUGCAAAAUCGUACUGUGGACACUUCCUCUCUCUGACGCUCUGGAAUAUAAGAAUAAGAAGCAAAAGAAAGCUUCGAAUACUCGCGGUUGA
Molecule: messenger RNA, 3141 nt
Organism: Cladocopium goreaui
Lineage: Eukaryota; Dinophyceae; Suessiales; Symbiodiniaceae
Source: the annotation of a GenBank genome assembly